AUGAAUGUUAGGUGGUCCCGCGAGUCAUCUAGUCAGGGUAUAGGGUCACGCCAGACACCUGGGGUUGAUACAGAGUACCGCCAGGUGGCUAGCGUCGGGCCUGUGUACCGCCAGAUAGCUGGGGUCGGUACGUUGUACCGCCAGAUAGCCAGCGUCGGUUUUCAGUACCGCCAGAUGGCCAGUGUCGGUACUAUGUGCCGCCAGAUAGCCAGUGUCGGUACUGCGUCCCGCCAGAUGGCCAGUGUCGGUACUGCGUCCCGCCAGAUGGCCAGUGUCGGUACUCAGUACCGCCAGAUGGCCAGUGUCGGUACUCAGUCCCGCCAGAUGGCCAGUGUCGGUACUCAGUACCGCCAGAUGGCCAGUGUCGGUACUGCGUACCGCCAGAUGGCCAGUGUCGGUACUCAGUCCCGCCAGAUGGCUGGCGUCGGUACUGAGUACCGCCAGAUGCCCAUCGUCGGUACUGCGUCCCGCCAAAUGGCCAGUGUCGGUACUCAGUACCGCCGCAUGGCUGGCGUCGGUACUGGGUACCGCCAGAUAGCCGGCGUCGGUACUCAGUCCCGCCAGAUGGCCAGUGUCGGUACGCAGUACCGCCAGAUGGCUGGCGUCGUUACGUUGUACCGCCAGAUGGCCAGGGUUGAUAUGGGUGGCCCGUCUGUCAGCUUUGCAUGGUAUGGUUGCAGUAAGAUGUUCGGGACGACUGUGUAG
This is a messenger RNA of Peniophora sp. CBMAI 1063, 705 nucleotides long. The record is from the annotation of a GenBank genome assembly. NCBI's taxonomy places the organism in Eukaryota, Fungi, Basidiomycota, Agaricomycetes, Russulales, Peniophoraceae.